Arachis ipaensis is the source of this 690-nucleotide messenger RNA. RefSeq names its product NDR1/HIN1-like protein 6. Lineage: Eukaryota; Viridiplantae; Streptophyta; Magnoliopsida; Fabales; Fabaceae. Gene Ontology annotation, biological process: defense response to other organism. Gene Ontology annotation, cellular component: plasma membrane. The record is from RefSeq and is a predicted model, not a curated record.
AUGAAUUCCUCUCAUAAAAGUUACGUGUCCUUAGAGGAUAAUAAUAAAGACAAGAAAAGGGGUCCUCCGCCGCCGCCUCGUGACGGCGCCGGAUGUUGUUGCUGGUUCAUGAGUUGCAUUUGCUGGUGCCUCUGCUUCAUGCUACUUCUCUGCGUGAUAUUCAUGGCGGCGGUUGCCAUCAUGUACUUCGUUUUCCGGCCUCAGAUUCCGGUGUACGGCAUUGACAGUCUCCAAGUGAAGGCUUUCGAAAUGCGAAACGACAGCAAGCUUUACACUGAAAUGGCGGUGGUUGUGAGGUGCGAGAAUCCGAACAAGAAGAUUGGAUUCAAGUAUGGAGAAGAUAACUCCGUGAGCAUAAUGUAUUCGGAUAAGGAGCUUUGCGCGGGAAAGUUUGAACCUUUCUUGCAAGCGGCGAAGAACACGGUGAUGAUUAAUAUGACGCUGAAGGGGGAGAGGGAAGUGGAUUCGAAAGAGAAAGAGCAGUUUAUGGCGCAGCAGAAGGAAGGGAAGAUUCCUUUGGUGCUGAUUUGGAAGAUUCCUGUAACCCCUGUGGUUGGUGAGCAUAUUCAUGAGUUAUGGAAUGUUAGAGUUGGUGCUAAUUGUUCAAUGGUUGUUGAUAAUAUCCAGAAAGAUAAAACGCCUAAUAUCUCUCACAAAGAAUGUAGCUUUGCUGCUCAUUUCUGGACUUAA